UGGGCACUGACUGGCGCAACUGCUGGGCUGCACUGAUGGGCACUGGUGGGUGGCACUGGUGUGCGGCACUGCUGGGCACAGGUGGGUGGCACUGCUGGGCACAGGUGUGUGUGGCACAGGUGGGUGGCACUGGUGGGCACAGGUGGGUUGCACUGCUGGGCACGGGUGGGCGGAACUGGUGGGUGGCACUGCUGGGCACCGAUCAUCAGGGCACUGAUCAUCAGUGCCCUGAUGAUCGGUGCUGAUCCCUGCUCUGACAACUGCCGGUUCUCAGCAGUACUUUCCUCACACUCUGACAGCGUGAGGAAAGUGCAGCCGAGAACCGGCAAUUGCAU
Molecule: messenger RNA, 335 nt
Organism: Staurois parvus
Lineage: Eukaryota; Metazoa; Chordata; Amphibia; Anura; Ranidae
Source: the annotation of a GenBank genome assembly